CUUGAUCAUCGAGUCAACACUCAAAGAGUUUGGAACCUCUGAUGGCUUAUUCGUUGGAAUGUUCUCUUUUUGGUGGUGAACAUUGUUGGAAUCGGUUUAGGGUUUUUGUCAGGUUUAAUUAUUCUGCAAUUUACAGCUUAUGUUCUAGUGUUACUUUAGUUUAGAGAGUUUGUACAGAGGGGAGUCUGUAUUGGAGAUAUGUAACCCAAAGAUAAUUGCGAUUCUAAUUUCGUGGGUAGAAGCUACAUUUCUUGAGUUGGCUCGUCAAGGGGGAAUCAACCUGCAUUAAAAACCCAUUCUUGUGGUUUAUUUGAUGCUUCCGUUCCAUUGCACGAGACUCUUCAUAAAGUUUACCAUGGAAGGGAAGAAGGUUUUGAGUUGAAAAUUGCCUAGUGUGAAGAGUGAGUUGACAAUUCUUUUUACAAAGCAGUCAACAAAAAUUCAAUUCUUGUUACCACUUGGAAUGGUGGGCAGAUACAGGAUUCAUUGGCAGAUGUACAACUGAUUCGCAUCGUGUAUAAUCAGCCUCAUACAUCUGUUGAUUCUCAAACCCGAAUAACUGGUGUUGCCAUGAUCUGUGAACACACCCUGACAAGCUCUCCGAUGUUUGCUUGGGAAUUCUGAAGAUUUUGGAAUCGUCGCAUCUACCGGUGAACCAAGGGUGUUUUAUUUGCAAAUGAAAAGAGAUUAUCGUAGGUAUUUGACCAAGUUUAGAGGUGCGGAUGAGCAAAAGGAGGCAGCAGAAUCUACUAUGAAUUCAUUCAAAAUUGCUCUUGACAGCGAUUUCCCAAAUUCUUAGGCACAUGAACAUGAGGUAUCAAAUGCUGAAAUACUAUCAUUUCUGAUCAAAUUACUUGUGGAGAAGGCGACACAGUGGAGGUCAGAUCAUCCUUGCUUUAAACACAUCUACACGUGCUGCCAAGCAUUUUCAAGGAGACAUUAUUCCUGGGGGUUGAAGAAUAUAUAGUUGCUGGUUUCAAACAAGUUGAAAUAGGAACUACCUUGUCAAAGUUAGCAGAAAAUAUGGUAUAGAGAAUACAUGUAGUGGUAGUAUGCAAUUAAGAGCAUAUUUCAACCUUUCACAAGGCAAACUACUGAAUUUGGGACACAAGUUGCAGAGCCAUUAAGAGCAAUUGCAAUGGGUGCUUCCCUCGCAGAUACUCGACAUCUUACUCAAUGUUAUGAUACAAUGCAGCAAGAGGCUGAAGCGCAAGUCAUUAAAGUUUCUAAUCGAUCAGCAAAAGUGGACAGAUCACGAACUAUUUACAAGACUUGAGGCAGAUGAAUCAAAAUGGAAAGAAUUGAAGUCAACAUAGCAAUAUUGGAAAAGGAAGUUGCAUCAACAGUGGCUGCAGUGGAGGCUCAGCAGCAAAAAAUGAUGCUGCAGAAGCUUAUUUCUAUGAUUGGAUCAGAGUGUGCUUAGAAGGACAGAAUGGAGCUUAUAUCUGAAAACAAAUGGGUUCCUUCUUUAUAGUAGUUGGUGUUAUUUUACCAGCAAAUAAUGACAGAACAACCGAGGACCCUUAUCAUAGUCUCUGGGAAGUUCCUUUGAUAGGGUGUGCGGAAAAGACACCGAAAGCUACUCUAGAGAUUAAAGAUAUGGCGCUUGAUAUGUCUAAAGAUCCAGGUUCCAAGCCCUCUAUGUAUUUGAAGUUGCAAAUUUUGCCUAUUGUCAUCCAUCUGGGUGAACAGCAUGUUAGUUGUGAUAGUUUAUCUAGCUUGAAGGGGAGUCAAAGCUUAUCUACUGGGGAUGGAUCCAUAAUAGACAAGUCCUCUGCUCAUUUUAUUUGUGAAGAAUUUGGUCUCUUGGUUGAGUUUGGUACUCACAGAGAAAUGGGUGUCAUUGUUAAAAACAUUGACAUAUCUUUGGGAGAAAUUAAUGUCGACUUAAAUGAGGAUACGAUUUCUAAAAAGCAGAAGUCAUCUGACACUCAUGCUGAUGAACCUGCACAACCCACCCCUGAUUCUAAUGUUGCCAAGAAGCAGCAAAAGAAACAAGCUGCACUUUCGGCCAUCACAAAGUACACUUCUUUGUUCCCGGAAAAGGUUUCCCUCACUUUGCCAAAGUUGGAUGUGAAGUUUGUACAUAAAGAGCACCACAUUGUCAUGGAGAAUAGCAUCAUGGCCUUUCAGUUUAAGAGCAUAAAGUCUCAGUCUAUUGAGGAUGUUGGAGAAAGCACACGUCUUGAUCUUCAAUUAGAUUUCAGCGAGAUUCAUCUUCUUAAAGAUGGUGGAAGUUCUGUUCUUGAUAUACUGAAUCUUGGUGUUAUUUCAUUUGUUUACAUUCCGUUACAGCCUACUUCGCCUAUCAAAUCCGAAAUCGAUAUUAAGCUCAGAGGCACACAGUGCAACAUAUUUAUGGCAAGAUUAAAGCCAUUGAUGCAGUUGCGUCCCUCAAAGAAGAAAAAGACAGCGCCAAAAGACGAAAGUGCCAAUCCAGUAAAGGUCCAGUCAAGUGAUGAUUCCAAGAUCAUUAUGUGGACGUGCACAUUUGCAUCCCCAGAGACAACCAUUUCAGUUUAUAAUUUGGAUGGAUCGCCGGUUUAUCAUGGUUGCUUGCAGUCAUCACAUCUCUUUGCCAACAACACAUCUAGUACAGGCACUGUAGUUCACUUCGAGCUUGAUGCUUUGAAUUUGCAAGUGGCUGAUGAAUAUCAAGAAUGUUUGAAACCAAGCUUCUUCAUUGUGGAAACAAAUACGGUUGCAGUUCUCCAUAUAGCAAAGGUUAUCCUGGAUUUUGGCAAAAAGGACACAGAUUCAGUUCAACAAGAUGUUUCCAACUUAAAAUCAGUACUCUCUGUUGAUGUAACUAGCAUCGGUUUGUGCUUGACAUCCAAGCGUGUGCAAUGCUUAUUAUCUACUGCUUUGUUGUUCAAGACGUUACUGAAAAGUCCAUCUCCGUCUGUUAAAACAUCCGCUCAAAGUCAGGCAGCGCCUCCAAAAAAAUCAUCAGGUAAAGGGAUCCAAUUAAUUAAAUUUAAUCUUGAACGGUUUUCAGUAAAUCUAUGUGGUGAUGCAAGUCUGGAUAAUGAAGUUGUUGACGAUCCGAAACGUGUGAAUUACGGAUCGCAAGGUGGUCGUGUUCUUAUUACCGUCUUACAGGAUGGUACUCCACGUAUUGCAAAAGUAGCAUCGACAGCUUCAGAUGAGUACAAGACGGUAAAGUACUCCAUAGGGCUUGAGAUUAUUCGUUUGUGUUUGGCUUUGAAUAAAGAGAAACAGUCGACUCAGGUGGAGCUUGACAGGGUAAGAUCGCUAUAUCAGGAAAUUAUGGAAGAUGAGAGUUGUGGCACAAAAGUGGCAUUAUUUGACAUGCAGAAAGCAAAGUUUUUAAAGCAAACCAGUAGCCUUAAAGAGGUAUCUGUUUGCUCUCUUUUCAGUGCCACUACUAUUACAGCCAGAUGGGAGCCUGAUGUUCAUUUAGCACUAAUUGAACUAGUGUUACGGCUUAAGCUAAUCAUGCACAAUCAUAAGCUUCAGGAACGAGAGGAGGUAAAAUCUAGUAGUAAAGAUAAUGAAGUUAAGAAAGAACCCUCUGGGGAUGCAAUACUGUCAGAAAAGAAUCAAAAGAAGAAAGAAUCUCUUUUUGCCGUUGAUGUGGAGAUGCUUACUGUAACUGCCGAAGCUGGAGAUGGUGUUGAGACCAUGAUUCAGGUUCAGUCGAUUUUUUCUGAAAAUGCCCGCAUAGGUGUACUUCUUGAGGGACUAAUGCUUAGUUUCAAUGCAACAAGAGUGUUCAAAAGUGGUAGGAUGCAACUUUCCCGCAUUCCAAAUGCUUCUGAUCCAGCUGUUAAAUGGGAUUAUGUGAUUCAAGGCCUUGAUAUACAUAUUUGCUUGCCAUUUAGAUUACAGUUGCGUGCUCUUGAUGAUUCUAUCGAGGAAAUGUUGCGAGCUUUAAAGCUUGUUGCUGCUGCUAAAAAGAAAAUAAUAUUUCCAUGCAAAAAGGAGAGUGAGAGUGAGAGUGGCAGUGGCAGUGCAAGCGCAAAACCUAAAAAACCCAGCUCUUCAAAACUUGGUCGUGUGAAGUUGUUUAUACGUAAGUUAACUGCUGAAAUUGAGGAGGAACCAUUACAGGGCUGGCUUGAUGAACACUAUUACCUAAGGAAGAAUGUUGCUCAUGAAAUGGCAGUUAGAUUGAACUUUCUUGAUGAGCUUCUUUCCAAAGGGAGCCAAUCUUCUGCAGCUGCUAAUGCUGAUGAUCCUAAUAAUGAAGGGAAGUCCCAAGUUGAUGCUCAAGACAAAACAUGUGUGCAUGAUGCAUCAUCUGUUGACAAAAUGAAAGAGGAACUCUAUAAAAAUUCAUUUCGCACUUAUUACGAAGCAUGUCAGGCUCGUGUGAUAUCAGAAGGAUCAGGUGCCUGCCAGGAAGGAUUCGAGUCCGGGUUCAAGUUUAGCACAUCAAGAACCUCACUUUUCUCCAUUACUGGCACCAUGCUUGAUAUAACCUUGACGGCAAUUGAAGGUGGUGAGGCAGGAAUGAUACAAGUUGUACAGAAACUUGAUCCGGUUGCUCGAGAAUGUAACAUUCCAUUUGCUCGCGUUUAUGGAUCUAACCUUAGUUUGCAGGCAGGAUCUCUUGUUGUUCAGCUGAGAGACUAUACAUAUCCAAUUCUUGCUGCAACUUCUGGUAAAUGUGAAGGUCGCCUCGUGCUAGCUCAACAGGCCACACCUUUUCAGCCCCAAACUCUGCAUGAAGUCUAUAUUGGUAAAUGGAGGAAGGUGGAAAUGUAUCGUUCAGUUAGUGGCACAACUCCACCAAUGAAAACAUUUUUAGAUUUGCCAUUGCAUUUCCAGAAAGGAGAGGUAUCUUUUGGAGUGGGAUUCGAACCACCUUUAGCUGAUUUGAGCUAUGCCUUCACUGUGGCUUUACGUAGGGCCAACUUAAGCGUUAGGAACCCAAAUCCUUUUGUUCUUCCCCCAAAGAAAGAGAAGAGCUUGCCAUGGUGGGAUGAGAUGAGAAAUUAUAUUCAUGGCAAAACCACCCUGUCUUUCUCUGACAUUUUAUUUAAUGUUCUUGGUACAGUUGAUCCGUAUGAAAAGUCUGACAAACUCCAAAUGUCUUGUGGAUAUAUGGAAAUCCAGCAGUCAGAUGGGCGUAUUUAUGUUUCUGCAAGGGAGGUGAAUAUAUUUACGAGCAGUUUGGAUACUUUGCUAAGGAAUUCAACCAUCAAACCUCCUACUGGGGGCCAGGGACCUUUCUUAGUUGCCCCAACUCUCAUUCUUGAGGUUUUAAUGGAUUGGGGUUGUGACUCUGGCACCCCAUUAAACCAUUUUUUGUUUGCACUUCCAUCUGAAGGGGUUGCUCGUGAGUAUAUAUUCGAUCCUUUCAGAUCUACUUCACUCUCCCUGCGUGUCAAUUUGGCCCUCAAAGCUAUUCCCUCGUCUGAGAAUCAGUCACAAUCCUCUGAUAAGAUUGCAUCAUUUGAUUCACCUACUAUAAGUGUUGCUCCGCAUGAUAUUGUUUGGCUAAUAAAGUUCGGUAACUUGAAUGUUCUUCCUCCUGUGAAAUUGCGUUUCUUCUCUCGUUAUCCUCGCUUUGGUGUUCCAAGAGUUGCUAGAUCUGGCAACCUGGCAUUAGACAAAGUGAUGACAGAAGUUAUGUUUCGUGUUGAUAUAACUCCAACCUGUAUAAGGCAUAUGUCUUUAGAUGAUAAUGAUCCAGCUAGAGGAUUGACUUUUAAGAUGUCAAAGAUAAAAUCUGAAAUGUAUUUAGGUCGUGGAAAGCAAAAGUUCACAUUUGAUAGCAAGCGUGAUCUUCUUGAUCUUGUUUACCAGGGCAUUGAUCUGCAUAUGCCUAAGGUAUAUUUAAAUAAGGAAGAUUGCACAAGUGUUAUUAAAGUUCAAACAUCAAAGAAAAGCUCACAAGUAAAUGAUAAUGCUGGAGGAACCACAGAAAGGCAUCGUGAUGAUGGAUUUUUAUUGUCAUCUGAUUACUUUAUAAUCAGAAAGCAAUCCCCCAAGGCAGAUUGUUCAAGAUUAUUGACAUGGCAAGAAGCUUGGAAAAGAAGUAAUGCAAUGACAUAUUAUAAAUCCGAAUCUCGACGUGGAAGUGAUAGUGAUGAACAAGAAAAGUCUGACCCAAGUGAUGAUGACGGAUAUAAUGUUGUGAUAGCUGAUAACUGUCAGCGCAUUUUUGUGUAUGGAUUGAAGCUCCUUUGGACGAUUGAGAACAGAAACGGUAUGUUGUCAUGGGGUAGUGAGUUAGCCAAAGCUGCUACUCCUCCAAAACCUUCUCCUUCUCGUCAGUAUGCACAGAGGAAGCUACUUGAGGAGACCCAGCCGCCACAAAAUAAAAGUGAACCUAUUAUUCAAGAAGACAUCUCAAAGACCACUUCUCCUGGUCAAGAUGGAAGUCCUUCUCCAAAACAAAAGGAAGCAUCACAGUCUCCAUCAGAUUCAGAUAAACCAGACCGUCAAACAUUUGAUGAUGUUGCAAAACAUGACAAUGUUGAUGCCUCUGAGGAGGACGAGGAGGGCACUUGUCUUUUCAUGGUAAAUGUUAUCGAGCCACAGUUCAAUCUUCACUCAGAAGAAGCCAAUGGUAGAUUUUUGCUUGCUGCUGCUAGUGGUCGAGUUUUAGCUCGCUCAUUUCAUAAAGUUGUUAAUGUUGGCAUCGAGGUGAUUGAACAAGCAGCUGUGAGUAAUGGAGGGGUAAAUAAUUGUGAAAGGCAACCUGAAUUGAUAUGGAACCGAUCAGAGCUCUCUAUGAUGUUGGAACACGUGCAGGCUCACGUUGCUCCAACUGAUGUCGAUCCAGGGGCUGGAGUCCAGUGGCUGCCCAAGAUACGUAGGAGCUCGCCAAAAGUAAAGCGAACCGGAGCUCUACUUGAACAAGUGUUUAUGCCCUGUGAUAUGUAUUUCCGCUACACAAGGCACAAAGGUGAAGCUGCAGAUUUGAAGGUGAAACCUUUGAACGAACUUGCAUUCAAUUCUGAUAAUAUAACAGCAACCAUAACAUCUCGCCAGUAUCAAGUUAUCCUCGAUGUCAUGAACAAUCUACUCUUGGCCAGGCCUCCAAAGCCUCAGAAAAGUAGUCUUCCAAAAUCAGCAGAAGAUGAUGAAGACAUGGAGGAGGAAGUCGAUGAGGUUGUUCCUGAUGGUAUUGAAGAGGUAGAACUAGAACGAGUCAACCUUGAACAGAAAGAACGAGCACAAAACUUGCUUUACAAUGAUAUAAGGAAGCUUGCAGUUCCCAAUGAUACCGCUGUAGACAUCUCCUCGGAAAAGGAAGGGGAUAUGUGGAUGGUAACCUGCAGUAGAUCCAUAUUGGUGCAAAAACUUAGGAAAGAAGUGGUAAAUGCACAAAAAUCCAGAAAGGCUGCGGCUGCUUCUUUGAGGGUGGUUUUGCGGAAAGCUGCACAGCAACGGUUAAUGGAGAAGGAGAAAGAGAAAAAUAAAGGCCCCUCAUGUGCUAUGCACGUAUCUUUUCAAUUGAAGAAAGUGGCAUGGAGCAUGCUUUUGGAUGCGAAAGCUAUUUCAGAGAUAGAGAUAAAUGACAUGAUAUAUGACUUUGACAGAGAUUAUAAAGAUAUUGGUGUUGCUAGAUUCACAAUAAAGUACUGUGUUGUGAAAAACUGCCUGCCGAACGCUAAAUCUGACACACUUCUGGCUGCAUGGAAUCCUCCUUCAGAAUGGGGAAAGAAAGUGAUGAUUCGAGUAGAUGCAAAAGUUGGUGCUCGGAAGGAUGGUGCCUCUCCUAUUGAACUGUUCCAGGCUGAUGUUUACCCCUUGAAAAUACAUUUGACUGAGUCAAUGUACCGAGUGAUGUGGGGGUAUUUCUUCCCAGAGGAGGAACAAGAUAGCCACCGACGGCAGGAAGUUUGGAAGGUCUCCACAACUGCUGGAUUCAGACGAGGCAAAAAAGGGAAUGAGACUACAAAAGAAUUAGAGGGAUCCACUAAAAGCUCUGCUGAUCCCUUGGUAAAUAUUCCAAAUAGCUUACAUGAAAAUCUUAGAUUUUAUUAUACAAUCAACUUGGUUAAAAUCUUCAUUUUGGAGAAUAUGCUCUUAAAUUCUAUGGUUGGUAUUGCAUGCCUGCAGGCAUCAAAGAAAGCAAAAGCAUCAGCACAUGAGUUGAGAAGAACUUCUUCUUUUGAUAGAACAUGGGAAGAAACUGUAGCGGAAUCCGUGGCUAAUGAACUUCUAGAAGAAAUGCAUUCUUCACCUAUGUGUCUAGAUCAGGAUGAGUUGAGUAAACCUAAAUCCAAGGACUCAAAAACCGCAAAAACUGCAAAACCUGCAAAAACUGCAAAACCUGCAAAAGCUUCAAAAACUGGUCAAGAUCAAGAAGCCAAGGUGGGUAAACCAGCUGACAACAAAAAAGGCAAGCCUCAGGUGCUGAGAGAGUUUCAUAAUAUCAAGAUAAGUCAGGUAGAACUACUAGUGACGUACGAAGGCUCUAGAUUUGCUGUCAGUGAUCUGAGGUUGUUGAUGGAUUCAUUCCACCGUGUUGAAUUCACUGGUACUUGGAAGAAGCUGCUUGCAAGAGUGAAGAAGCAUGUUAUUUGGAGCGUCCUCAAGUCUGUUACGGGAAUGCAGGGUAAGAAGUUCAAAGAUAAGAUGCAUGGUCAAAACAAAGAACCGAAUCUAGCAAAUGUCCCUACUCUUGAUCAUGAUAGCGAUAGCGAUGGUGGGUCUGCUGGCAUAUCUGAGAAUCUUGCUCUUGCUUUUCCAAAACCGGCAACUGAUGGAGCUGGUGAUGGAUUUGUGACCUCUGUGAGAGGGUUAUUCCAUACACAGCGUCGUAAGGCCAAGGCCUUUGUGCUUCGUACAAUGAGAAAUGAAGGAGAAGAAGCAAUGCCAGGCGAGUGGAGUGAUCACGAGGAUUAUUCUCCUUUUGCGAGGCAACUCACCAUAACCAAAGCUAAGAGGCUUAUACGUCGCCACACCAGGAAGUACUCGCAGAAAGGUUUUUCUGUUGAUGGGCUUCCAUCAUCACCGACAGCAUCCGACAGUGAUUCUUCUUCGAGUGACUCCGACGAUCCUUUUGAGGAAUACCUCGAGUACAAGGCUGCCCAAGAAAAAGCUGCUGGGGAAAAGGAAAACCCGCCAUCCACACAAUGAUCAUGUGUUUUAUAGA
This is a messenger RNA of Cynara cardunculus var. scolymus (artichoke), 9079 nucleotides long. RefSeq names its product protein SABRE-like. Lineage: Eukaryota; Viridiplantae; Streptophyta; Magnoliopsida; Asterales; Asteraceae. The coding region runs from base 1456 to 9063 and encodes 2535 amino acids. The record is from RefSeq and is a predicted model, not a curated record. The transcript is spliced from 22 exons.